AUUGCUAUCCUCGGUUUUCAUUUAAUCGAGCCGUAUUGGGUCAGUAGGUUACUGGUUCAUAAGUAGUGUCACCAGGUCCAGUUAGCAUCUCGAAUCUCUUGUAACGUUAGCACGUUAAAAUGUGGGGCUAUCUGGUUUUGUGUUCGCUAUUGUUGAGUAACGUUUUCACCCCAUCUUUCCAGUCACCUCAGAGUUCGUUUUUUAGAUGGUCAACAGAUGAAGCCAAACAAUAUAUACCUACUGAGAGCCAAACUACACCAGCAUACACAGAUAAACCUAAAGUGGACAUUGGACAAAGUUUGCAAUUCCCUGUUAAAGAAAAACUUGCACAGGAAUUGAUGCCUUCAAUACCUGUUAAUUUAUCUGAUUCUGAACAGGGAGAAAAUUUAAAAUUGCCGAAUACGACAUUGCCUGUCAAAGGCAAUUUAACAUCCGGAUUGAAAAAUUAUAUUGGUGACGAAGUAAGCUCAUUUCUUGCAACCAGCGUAGUCUUUUUAGGAGCUGUACUAGGUCGAGAGGGAUGCGAGCUGAAAGCUGCAUGCUUAGUUGGGUCAUUAGUACCACCUUUACAGGGAAGGGAUAUAGCUGUAAUUGCAGCAGAACCAAUUAUACCUGAGGUCUGGAAGAUGUUGUAUGAAGCUGCCAAAUCAAGUAUUAUUCAAGGUCAAGAUUGCAGUCAGUAUAAUUGUGUAUGAUUUCUGUGUUUAUUUAAUUUAAUAUGAAAGAGUACUUAUCGAUGUU
Daphnia carinata is the source of this 741-nucleotide messenger RNA. RefSeq lists its product as uncharacterized. Lineage: Eukaryota; Metazoa; Arthropoda; Branchiopoda; Diplostraca; Daphniidae. The coding region runs from base 120 to 695 and encodes 191 amino acids. The record is from RefSeq and is a predicted model, not a curated record. The transcript has 4 exons.